UGUGCCUCGAGUCACUCGACUUAACUUCUGUUUAAUUAAUUUCGAUUUAUUAUUGAUUUAAGCUUACUAAAUUGGCAUUAGCCAUGUUUUCCAUAGAUCUGAAGAGUCUGCUGCUAAUGUCCAAGUCGACAAAUGUGGUGCUGCAGCGACGCAAGCUUUUUGUUGUGAGCGGCAAUUUGAGCAUCCUAGUCUACUAUGAACUCUAUGAUGGCCAGCUAAAGGUGCGUAAUGCCAAGCGCUUGCCCAGUAACAAGUGUGGGCGUGGCAGACGCCUGCGUCGGUAUCGUCGCACAUUACAGCAUCAAGCGCUGAGUACGCAGCACAUGGCAAUGCGAGAUGCUGGCAAUCAAACCAGCGCCAAUUGUGGCACAAUGGUGUCUGCAGCCGACUUCUUGACCAGCCGCGCUGAUGUGUCCAGCCAGACGGCGCGCAUGGAGCACAGCGUGCGUGUGGACACGCAAGAUUUGACAAUGAUGAUCUCGCGGUAUCAGCAGACCAGCUCGCGGGAAUAUCAGAGCGAGUGCAGUCAAACAAAAAGCUGCAAGCUGUGCACAAGCGCCACGCAAAUGGAGCUCGUGAUGGCCAAGUGCAAGUUCACACAGACAAAAGGUUGUUGCAGUCAUGCAAGCAGCACACAAACAGAGCUAUUGCUUACGCUGGAAAAUAGCGCCACACAAACAGAUGAGAUGGAGGACAGAGCGGUGCAGGAGCUGGUGGUGAUGAGUCCAUAUGAGUCCUUGUUUAAGUUGAUGCUCAACUCCAUACAGGGACAGAGUGAGCUGCUGGCGGGCGCUGUGGAUUCGGUGCGGCAGCUGGUGGAGCUCAAGCAGCUGGGCUUGAAGAAGCAGCGUUUGGAGCGUUUGUGUGCCGUAGAUGCGCUGGCCAGAGCGACAAUCAAGUCGCCUCCUGCCAGUGAAGUCUGCAGCGAGCUGCAGCGGAAGCGCAAGCUGUUGCUGCGACGACGCACCGCACAGCGAGGCAAGCAGCGUGGCAAGCAUUGUCGUUGCCGCAACUUGCAUCGCAGUCGCGUUCGUCCAUCGCGGCUGGAAUCUGCAACCCAAACCCCCAAUUGCUGCUACAGCUGUCAGAGCACACAAACAGAGCUAGAGCUAUCCUGCAUUGCCACACAAACCGAACGCGAUAAGGCAGCGACGCAGUGGUGGCGACGCAACAGUCAAAGUUCCCAAAAAAAAUAACAAAAAACAGCAAAACUCACCCAAGCC
This is a messenger RNA of Drosophila busckii, 1223 nucleotides long. Its product is annotated as CG31055. Lineage: Eukaryota; Metazoa; Arthropoda; Insecta; Diptera; Drosophilidae. The record is from RefSeq and is a predicted model, not a curated record. Bases 84 to 1196 code for a protein of 370 amino acids. The transcript has 3 exons.